Molecule: messenger RNA, 1499 nt
Organism: Melospiza georgiana
Lineage: Eukaryota; Metazoa; Chordata; Aves; Passeriformes; Passerellidae
Gene: SYT11
Product: synaptotagmin 11
Exons: 4
Coding region: 101-1384 (427 amino acids)
Biological process (GO): cellular response to calcium ion; regulation of calcium ion-dependent exocytosis; vesicle fusion
Cellular component (GO): axon; synapse; membrane
Molecular function (GO): calcium ion binding; SNARE binding; phosphatidylserine binding
Source: RefSeq, a predicted model, not a curated record
GCGAGCGCCGCAGCGGGACCAGUCGGCAGCUCCUGCAUCCCGGCCGCCAGCAUCCUCCGCACCGGGCCCGCACCCCCGCGGCCCCGGCCUCGGCGGGGCCAUGGCCGAGAUCACCAGUGUCCACCCCGGCUUCGAUGUGUCCCCCGUGGUGGCCGGACUCAUCGGCGCCACCGUGCUGGUGGUUUCCGUCUCAGUCACAGUCUUUGUGUGGACAUGCUGUCACCAGCAAGCAGAAAAGAAGCACAAAACCCCCCCUUACAAAUUCAUCCACAUGCUGAAAGGCAUCAGCAUCUACCCGGAGACCUUGAGCAACAAGAAGAAAAUCAAGCGGAUCCGCCGAGACAAGAGCGGCGCGGCCGGGGAGGGCGGCAGCGGGGGCAACCUCCUGCUGGAUGCUGCUGAGGCCGGCUUGGGGGGCCCCAGCAAGGCUCCAGACGGACCCCCCCAGGUGGAGCAGCUCCCCAUCAAGGUGGAUUAUGGAGAUGAACUCAGCCCGGAUCAAAGCCUCACUCCGGGAGGAAGCAAAACCUCCUCUCCCUCUUCUCCGGGCGACGACGUGAUGCUGGGAGAGCUGACUUUCUCCGUGGACUACAACUUCCCAAAAAAGGCCCUGGUGGUCACCAUCCAGGAGGCCCACGGGCUGCCGGUGAUGGACGAGCACACGCAGAGCUCCGACCCCUACAUCAAGAUGACCAUCCUGCCCGACAAGAGGCACCGCGUCAAGACCCGCGUGCUGCGCAAGACCCUGGAGCCCGUCUUCGACGAGACCUUCACCUUCUACGGCAUCCCCUACAGCCAGCUGCAGGACCUGGUGCUGCACUUCCUGGUGCUCAGCUUCGACCGCUUCUCCCGCGACGACGUGAUCGGCGAGGUGAUGGUGCCCCUGGCAGGCGUGGAUCCCAGCACGGGCAAGGUGCAGCUCACCAGGGAGAUCCUCAAAAGGAACAUCCAGAAGUGCAUCAGCAGAGGGGAGCUGCAGGUGUCCCUGUCCUACCAGCCCGUGGCACAGAGGAUGACUGUGGUGGUGCUGAAGGCCAGGCAUUUGCCAAAGAUGGACAUCACUGGCCUCUCAGACCCCUACGUCAAGGUGAACGUUUACUACGGCCGCAAGCGCAUCGCCAAGAAGAAGACGCACGUCAAGAAGUGCACGCUGAACCCCGUGUUCAACGAGUCCUUCAGCUACGACAUCCCGGCCGAGCUGCUGCCCGACGUCAGCGUCGAGUUCCUGGUGAUCGACUUCGAGCGCACCACCAAGAACGAGGCCGUGGGGCGGCUGAUCCUGGGCGCGCACAGCGCCAGCGCCGCGGGCGCCGAGCACUGGCACCAGGUGUGCGACGGCCCCGGCAAGAGCGUGGCCAAGUGGCACAGCCUGAGCGAGUACUAAAACCCAGCCUGGCGCGUGCCACCAGGUUGGGUUGGCACUAGGACUGGAGUGGAGUUGAGUUGAGUUGAGUUGAGUUGAGAGAAGAAGAAGAAGCUUGGUUGGUUGGUUGUGGUUG